AUGCCCAUCAGACCCUUCCAGGCUUCGGUUCUUCCCCGUAAUUCCUCACAAAACAACGGCACCGCACCCUACACUUCCUCCUACCCUUCUGCCGCCGCUGCCGCCACCACCACGGCUUCUACCGAC
Molecule: messenger RNA, 126 nt
Organism: Dibothriocephalus latus
Lineage: Eukaryota; Metazoa; Platyhelminthes; Cestoda; Diphyllobothriidea; Diphyllobothriidae
Source: the annotation of a GenBank genome assembly